UCGAAAGGCAACAUGAAAGUGAAAGUAAAAGUUACAUCUAACAGCAUUUGAUCCUUAAUGGUACGCUUCAUGCGUUGAAUCCGGAUUUCUUGGCAUAUUACUAUCAUCACCAACGCCUCGUUCAAGUGAAAUGAACAAGUUCUACACUCUUGUGGCCGGGGAUACUAGGGGGUGUCAUGUGGAGAUGAACGGAAAUCUCAACUCAAGAGGCCUGACUGAAGUGAUGGCACCAGCAGACUGUGAUGUCAUCAUGGCUUACUGUCCAGUUGUCUCUCGACUAGGGACUGAUCUUGAGGCAGCUAUGGAAAGAAUUCCAGCUGGUAAACCAGUCAUCCUAGUGGUGCUGCAUCACACCUUCAACCCAGACUACACCGUACCUGACUGCAGCAGACAUGUGACCAGAAGUGAUGUCAUCCUCACUGUAAACUGUCUGUUCCACGACUCCAAAGGAGGACUCUUGUUUUGUUCUCAAAACAACAAAGCUGUGGCUGAGAUCCUGAACUGCUUGCCAAGUUCUAAGGCACCUGCAGUCAAUGACAAAACGUGUGCCCUGGUCCUGUUUGUGUCCCUGGUCCUGGCUCUGGUCUUGUCCUUGGCUCUGCUGAUUGUCCUGGUGACAGAAAACAACCCAUCCACGGCCGUAGGCGUGGCCCUAGGCCUGGCUCUUGCCUCGAGCGUGGGCUUGUGCUGGGCUCUUCGACAGGCCCGGAAAAAAAAUUCAUUAUUUUAAAGAAAGGAAAUAAGUAUUGUUAUUUAAAGUUACAAAAUACCUUAGAUUUCCUGAUAUAAGCUUCUGUAUCAAUGAGUUGGUAUCUGUCUCAGUAACCAUCUAUUAAAGUAGCCUGUACGCUAAUGAUUAGCACACACGUUUUAUUUUGCUUCAGUUAGCUGUGGAUGUUGCUGUUUGUGUUCCUGCUGUCCCAGUUGUUGGUGGACCUCCACACCAACCUCAGUCUGAGUCCAGACGAGACCUUCAGCUUGGUCAAUACAGAAGAUCAUUAGAAUAUAAUAAACUUUAGAAACAGUUAUUGUAUUGAACAUACACCAUUAGUUAAAAGUGAUGUGUCAAGAUCUGCAAUUACGGUUUUUGGUGCACAUAUUAUAUUGACAAUAACUAAAAGUAUAGAUGUCCUGGUA
Molecule: messenger RNA, 1137 nt
Organism: Hypomesus transpacificus
Lineage: Eukaryota; Metazoa; Chordata; Actinopteri; Osmeriformes; Osmeridae
Exons: 4
Coding region: 131-730 (199 amino acids)
Source: RefSeq, a predicted model, not a curated record